This is a messenger RNA of Doryrhamphus excisus (bluestripe pipefish), 2123 nucleotides long. The record is from RefSeq and is a predicted model, not a curated record. NCBI's taxonomy places the organism in Eukaryota, Metazoa, Chordata, Actinopteri, Syngnathiformes, Syngnathidae.
GGCACCAUCAUUACCAUUACUACGCCGCUACAUGUGCUGUACUGUCCACGGAUGAGUGGCUGGUCAUUGUGAAGCUGUCUAUAUAUGAUAAUAAUAUUACAGUACAAUGUUGGAGGACGACACCCACUUCAUAAAUAUCUUCCGAGGGAAACGCAUUAAACUGACCCUGAAGACGUCGUCUUACCUCGGCGUCGUGCAACGCAUUGAUACUAACAAGACAGUGGUCCUCACGGAAGUUUCAGUCAUAAAUGGCGGCAACUGCUGUAACAUUUCCGGGUCGAGGUUGUUCUUCGGUCGCGACAUUCGAAACGUUGAGUUUACUGACGAAGAGGACACCGUUCAUGGGUUCUCUCAACAAAACAUGUUGGUCAGAAAUAUUCCUGAAGAUCUAGAAGAACACUUGAAGGUGAAGAAGUUCCAGCCAUACAGACAGACUGUUUACCAUGAUGAAGAUGAAGAAUACAUCAACUUUGAAGUUAUUGAUGAGUUUCAGGAGAAAUUUGCAUCUGCUGUGAUGGACAUCAAGAAGCAGCAUGUGGUUGGCGUGGGGGUUGACGGGGUCGCGAUAUACAAUCACGGGAGAUUGUGUUGGCUUCAGAUUGCCACAAAAAACAAGGUCUAUUUAUUUGACGUCUUAUUACUUGGAGCGCGGGCCUUUAAAAAUGGUCUUUCCAUGAUUCUGGAGAAUAAGCGCAUCCUGAAGGUCAUCCAUGACUGCAGAGCGAUUGCUGGAUGUCUGAUGACACAGUUUGGAGUAAAGCUAAUGAAUGUUUUUGACACACAGGUCGCAGAUGUCAUGUGCUUCCACUCUGAGACAGGAGGCUUUCUUCCAGAUAGAGUGAGCACCCUUCAGGAGGUGGUGAGCCUCCACUUGAAGGUGCCGUCCUCCCAGCUCUUGUCACUAAAGACCAAGUCCCAGCUGACAAAGGAGGAAACAGAGAUGUGGUACAAGCGUCCGUGUCCCAUACCCCUCCUGAAGGUGAUGGCGCUGUCGGUGAUCCACUUGCAGCCUCUGAGACUGGUGCUGCUGGAUACUCUCCUGACGGACUACAUGACCCUGGUGGACACCUACCUCACUAACAGCCAGUACCCGCUGGAUAAUCUGGAGAGCUUAAAUAUGGAGAGUGUGUUUGAGUUACCCUCGGAGCUCAGGCAGCUGGAGCAGAUGCGCAUUCAUCGUCGAGAAUGUGCCGCCAAACACUACCCAGUCACUGAUAACGGACUGUUGGCUCGCUUCGGUCCUGAAAUUGGGCCCCCCACCCAGACCGCACCUGUGGAACAAGAACCAAGUGUGGAAUCACCAUCACCGGAAGUAAAUCAAAAGCAUCCAUUCACACAUCUCUAUGAUGUCACUGAUGUUGCUUCUAUAAAUGAGGCCCCUCGAGAUCCAGUCUCUAGCACCUUAUCUGACCCCGGGAGGCAGAUACCUUUGAGUCGUCCCUUCUCUCAGGGUGCGGGUAGAGGAUUCACAGGACUACUAAUGGGAGCGAUGGGUCGAGGAACGUUCUUUGGUAAGGAACGAUCAGAUAGUGAGCUAGUACAGGACAUGCCCUCGCUUUUGGAGACCACUAGCAUAAAUCUGGAGAAGUGGGAGGCUCAUAGUCAUUGGGAUUGAGGCAGCUACUUCCUGGUCAGACCUCAAACCCUAAUACUGCAGCCAGUUCCUCCAGUUUGUUGUUCCGCAGUUUAACCAUUAGAUGGCAGUAAAUCUUGGCUUUUGUUCAACACCUGUAAGGUCGCUUAAAUAGCUUUAUUUCCAUUGUUAUGACGCCUGUUUUGAGUUGCACAUAAUGACUACAAGUUCAAUGUCAAAUAUUAUAAUAAUUAAAAUAUUUGAAGCGAUAUUGUUAUUGUUAGUAUAUUUUCACACUGAAUGCAAGCAUCUUUGCCAAGUGUGAUUGAUGACCUAAAGAGCCUUGGCAUCUGUUUUGCUUUAAUUAGUAUUGAAAAGCCGACACAGACAUUGAUGGAUCUUCUAUUAAUUUCCCAAAUUCGACCAAAAAUUGAGAUCUUAGCCGUUUAAUUUGCUACAAGAGGUGCCAUGCUGCUUUUGGCAGAAGGGACACUACGCUGCAGUUUUGCUCUGAUGAUGAUGGUGGUGGUGGUGGGGUUCUGGUAUCUGG